Molecule: messenger RNA, 1227 nt
Organism: Nannospalax galili (Upper Galilee mountains blind mole rat)
Lineage: Eukaryota; Metazoa; Chordata; Mammalia; Rodentia; Spalacidae
Product: glycine N-acyltransferase
Exons: 6
Coding region: 245-1135 (296 amino acids)
Biological process (GO): glycine metabolic process
Cellular component (GO): mitochondrion
Molecular function (GO): glycine N-benzoyltransferase activity; glycine N-acyltransferase activity
Source: RefSeq, a predicted model, not a curated record
ACAAGCCCUUGGAGGGAAGGGCUAGCAUUCACUGGGGCUGACAUUCAGAAGUUCUUGUCAGCUUAGCUCAAGGUCCACAUUUCAAGCCUCAGUUCAGUUAAUUUCUAGAGGCGACAAGCCAAAGCUCACUCACUCUUCUGGUUCCCACUGAGCUUGCUGCUUCGGAAGGGAAGUUCAUCCUCCCAGACAUCUAUUUCUACAAAGACUGAUUGCAGAGGGAGGCAGCUUUCAAGGCUAACAUAUCAUGAUCGUCCCACUGCAAGGUGCACAGAUGCUGCAGAUGCUGGAGAAAUCCUUGAGGAAGAGACUUCCAGAAUCUUUAAAGGUUUAUGGGACCAUCUAUCACAUGAACCAUGGAAACCCAUUCAAGCUAAAGGCCUUAGUAGACAAAUGGCCUAAUUUUAAUACAGUGGUUGUCCGACCUCAGGAACAGGAUAUGACAGAUGACCUUGAUUACUACACCAAUACUUACCAAAUCUACUCCAAAGAUCCUCAGAACUCUUGGGAAUUCCUGGGAUCUCCAGAAGUCAUCAAUUGGAAACAGCAUUUGCAGAUUCAAAGUUCUCAGUCCACCCUGAAUGAAGUGAUACAAAAUAUUGGCAGCACUAAAUCCUUCCAAGUCAACCACUCAGAAAACAUUCUUUUUGUGACAUGGGACACAGUCAAGACACUCUUCCCUGCCCUGCUGGAUGCCAAGAAAUUAUCGCCCGGUGAUGGCAAACCCAAGACCAUCAAUGAAGAUAUGUUUAAGCUCUCAUCCUUGGAUGUGUCCCAUGCUGCCUUGGUGAAUAAAUUCUGGCUUUUUGGUGGCAAUGAGAGGAGCCUGAGAUUCAUUGAACGCUGUAUAAAGAACUUCCCAAGCUCCUGUGUCCUGGGACCUGAGGGGACCCCUGCAUCCUGGACCCUAAUGGACCAGACUGGAGAGAUGCGAAUGGGAGGCACAAAGCCUGAGUACCGGGCCCAGGGCCUCGUCUCCUAUGUUGUCUAUUCACAGGACCAAAUUAUGAAGAAACAUGGCUUUCCGGUUUAUUCCCACACAGACCAUAGCAAUACAGCCAUGCAAAAGAUGAGCUACUCACUGCAUCAUAUCCCCAUGCCUUGUGCCUGGAACCAGUGGAAGUGUGUGCCUCAGUGAAGACAACACCAGUGUUGGGUGGGCCUGGGGAUGUAACUGGAGAGGCGGAUGGUGGGGAAAAAAUGAGAAUAAAUUGUAACCAGCACAAAGGA